Messenger RNA from Arabis nemorensis, 183 nucleotides. The record is from the annotation of a GenBank genome assembly. NCBI's taxonomy places the organism in Eukaryota, Viridiplantae, Streptophyta, Magnoliopsida, Brassicales, Brassicaceae.
AUGCGGACAGCUGCAGGCAUAUGGAAAUGGUUGGUAGCUACUGGUAACACCCAUGGUCUUAGUGCAACUCAGGUGCAUGACCAUCUUAAAAGGAUGAUGAAGAUUGAAAAAGCGGCACAAGAGGGUGAUGAGGUGGAGGCACAAGAGGGACAGGUGGAGGCACAAGAGGGUGAUGAGGUGUAG